AUGACCACCGUAAUUAGGGUACAAAACCAGGAGACUGGGAGCAGCACACAUACAACACAAGAUGAUAAACCUCCCUCACUGGGAUGCUUUGGCUGGUUCAUUAUCUUUAUCGCCAUCAUUAUCACCAUAGGGUUGCUUCCUGUUACCAUGUUUAUGUGCAUCAAGAUUGUGAAGGAGUAUGAAAGGGCUGUGAUCUUUCGAUUAGGUCGUAUUGUGGACAAGAAACCAAAAGGACCUGGAAUUUUCUUUGUGCUGCCAUGUACUGAUACAUUCAGGAAGGUGGACUUGAGAACGGUGACAUUUGAUAUUCCUGCUCAAGAGUUUCUGACAAAGGACUCUGUGACCGUAAGUGUGGAUGGUGUGGUGUACUUUCGUGUCUUUGACCCGAUCUGUUCCGUGGCCAACGUGUCGAAUGCAGACCAUGCAACACGGCUGUUGGCACAGACCACCCUGCGAAAUGUUCUGGGCACAAAGAGCCUGUCAGAGCUGCUGUCUGACAGAGAGGGCAUCUCAUACAACAUGCAGACGGCCUUGGAUGAGGCCACUAGCGUGUGGGGCAUUAAAGUGGAGCGAGUGGAGAUAAAGGAUGUUAAACUGCCCAUCCAGCUUCAGAGAGCCAUGGCAGCAGAAGCUGAAGCUGCUCGAGAAGCACGUGCAAAGGUGAUUGCAGCUGAGGGUGAGAUGAAUGCCUCGCGGGCACUGAAGGAAGCGUCUCUGGUGAUCUCUGAGUCACCGUCAGCUCUGCAGCUGCGAUACCUCCAGACUCUAAACGCCAUAGCAGCAGAAAGAAACUCCACCAUUAUCUUCCCCGUGCCUAUUGAUCUCAUUCAGCAUUUCACAUCAAAAAAGAAUGAAUGAUUUCCAGAUUUCCAUGAUUCUAGUAUUUUCAAAAAGCUAUAAUGUGAUGUUUUUUUUCUUCCUUUUUCUGUGAAACCGAAUUCAGUGAGAAAUAAUGCUGCCUUUGAAGGAAUAAUUCACCCAAAAAUGAAAAUAUGCUGAAAAUUAUCUUGUCCUCAGGCCAUCCAAGAUGAGUUAGCAUCCUCCGUUGUGAGUGGGCGCCAUCAGAAUGAGUCAAAACAGUUGAUAACAACAUCACAUUAACAGUUUAGUUAAUAAAGGGUGACCGACAUCACAAUAAUCAACAGCAAUCCACACAACUCCGGUCCAUCAAUUAACAUCCAAGGUGUUAAUCCAAGGUUUUUUAACUUCAAAUGACUUCAGAUGAUUAGUUCAUACUAAUAUAAUAAUAUAUAAUCAAUAAUAAUACAUCAGUUAAUAUUGUUUUUCUAGACUCUUGAAAACGGUCU
This is a messenger RNA of Carassius auratus (goldfish), 1307 nucleotides long. RefSeq names its product stomatin (EPB72)-like 3a (gene stoml3a). Gene Ontology annotation, cellular component: plasma membrane. Bases 1 to 858 code for a protein of 285 amino acids. NCBI's taxonomy places the organism in Eukaryota, Metazoa, Chordata, Actinopteri, Cypriniformes, Cyprinidae. The record is from RefSeq and is a predicted model, not a curated record. The transcript has 7 exons.